Messenger RNA from Thlaspi arvense, 1902 nucleotides. The record is from the annotation of a GenBank genome assembly. NCBI's taxonomy places the organism in Eukaryota, Viridiplantae, Streptophyta, Magnoliopsida, Brassicales, Brassicaceae.
UUCUCUGCUUUUUUCACUGAACGACGCAACUCCACCAGAUCCAGACAAAAGGCUACACAUCCGCCACGUCGCACUUCACCAGCCAACGCCACGUGUCUCCUUCACAACUCGUCGAAAAAAAGCAUUCCGCGAAUGGCGGCUUCGUCGCUCUCAUCUCCUCUCUCAAUCUCAAACCCACUUCGCAGAUUCAGCCUUCACAUUCACCAUCUCUCUAAGCCGAAACCCAUUCCCUCUCUGAUCCUCUGCUCCGCCGCAAAAAUGAACGGCCAUAUCUACCGUGUUCCUGGGCUCGACGAGGAAGAGAUGGACUCCGUCGCCGGAAAAACGUUUGAGAGAUACGCAUUGCCUUCUUCCGCGAAGAGAAACGGCAAAGGAACCGCGAUUGUCUGGUUUAGGAACGAUCUCAGAGUGCUCGACAACGACGCUCUGUACAGAGCUUGGUCUUCCUCCGAUACGCUUUUGCCUGUUUACUGUCUCGAUCCUCGUCUCUUUCUCACUACUCAUUUCUUCGGCUUCCCUAAAACCGGAGCUUUAAGAGGUGCUUUUCUGAUGGAAUGUUUGGCUGAUUUGAGAAAGAAUCUGAUGAAAAGAGGAUUGAAUCUUCUUAUUCGGAGUGGUAAACCGGAAGACAUUCUUCCUUGUCUUGCCAAAGAUUUUGGAGCUCAUACAGUGUUUGCUCAUAAAGAAACGUGCAGUGAGGAGCUACAGGUUGAAAGACAUGUGAAUCAAGCUUUGAAAGGGGUUGGAAAUGGCACUAAGCUUGAGCUCGUUUGGGGAAGCACCAUGUACCACAAGGAUGAUCUUCCAUUUGAUGUUCUUGAUUUGCCAGAUAUCUACACUCAGUUUCGUAAGUCGGUGGAAGCCAAGUGUAGGAUCAGAAGCCUUACUCGCAUUCCAAUUUCUCUAGGGCCAACACCUUCUGUUGAUAACUGGGGAGAUGUUCCAACUCUUGGUGAAGUUGGAAUCGAGCCACAAGAGGUGACCAGAGGAAUGCGAUUCGUGGGUGGUGAAAGCGCAGGAGUAUGCAGAGUUUUUGAGUACUUUUGGAAGAAGGCAAGAUCAAGUCCUGAAAUUUUCCGGCGUCUACUAAGGCGAUGUUUGUGCGUGUACAUAAUGUUGUAUGAUCUUUUGAAAGUAUAUAAAGAGACGAGGAACGGAAUGUUGGGACCUGAUUAUUCGACGAAAUUCUCUCCAUGGCUUGCCUUUGGGUGCAUCUCUCCUCGGUUUAUCUACGAAGAGGUUCAAAGAUAUGAAAGCGAAAGAGUAGCAAAUAAUUCAACAUACUGGGUGCUGUUUGAGUUAAUAUGGAGGGAUUACUUUAGAUUUCUUUCGAUUAAGUGUGGAAACUCUCUCUUCCAUCUAGGUGGUCCAAGAAAUGUGCAAGGGAAAUGGAGUCAAGAUAUAAUGCUAUUUGAGUCUUGGAGAGACGGCAAGACCGGGUAUCCUAUUAUAGAUGCAAACAUGAAGGAGUUAUCCACUACAGGUUUCAUGUCAAAUCGAGGCCGACAGAUUGUUUGUUCGUUUCUCGUACGGGACAUGGGCUUGGACUGGCGCAUGGGUGCGGAAUGGUUUGAGACAUGUCUAUUGGACUAUGAUCCGUGUUCUAAUUACGGAAACUGGACCUAUGGAGCAGGAGUUGGAAAUGAUCCCCGAGAAGACCGGUACUUCAGCAUUCCCAAACAAGCACAGAAUUAUGAUCCAGAAGGAGAAUACGUUGCGUUUUGGGUGCAGCAGCUGCGUCGGCUUCCAAAAGAGAAGAGGCAUUGGCCUGGGAGAUUGAUGUAUAUGGACACAGUUGUGCCGUUGUUGCAUGGUAAUGCUCAAACUUCUGGAAGGUCCAAGUCUGGUGGUUUCAGAGGGAGUCACAGUGGGAGAAGUUCAAGAAACAAUGGUCGUCCUUAG